CGCAGUGUCACUGUAGAUUCACUGAUUCUAUAAUUCCGGAACCAGAAGUCCCAUCAUGCCAGCUCCUUCUUCUCUCCCCCUAAACCCCACUCGUCAGUUUGUCUGCAUUCCUAAAACCUAACCUUUAUUUUCUUCCAUCGUCAUUCUACUAUCCUCAGAAUCCCUCUGUUCUGUUUGUCCGCUUCAUCUGCUUCUUCUUUCAUGUGUUCAGUUGAGAACUUGACAAUUUUAGCGAGGGGAAGCAGAAGCAGAAGCAGAAGAGAAUGUCUGACAGUAAAGGGGCUUUUCUGAACGACGAGCUCUCGAAGCACACCUCAAUUUUUGGUCUUCGCUUGUGGGUCAUUCUGGGUAUAAGCGUAGGAGCUGCCAUUGUUCUUGUUCUGUUUCUCAUAUCCCUUUGGUUCACCUCAAGACGCAACAAGUCCCUUAUCAAAUCCGCAAUUCCUAAUGUUUCCAAAGAGAUACAAGAGAUCCGAAUCGACCAUUCUCGCGACCAAGCCCACCCUCAUCCAGACUCCAAGUCGGGCCAAACUCAAAUCACAAAUCCGUUGCCGGAGUCGGACCCAUUUGCCGGGGCCGACCGGCAAGCUUUGCCCCUUCCGCUCGAGGACGAGGGGCAAGUGGGUUUGCACAGAAUACAUGUUGAGAUCGGGAAGGAUCACCGGAUUUCGUACCCGGAACGCUGCGGCGGCAGCGGCGGCGGAGGGUCCUUGCACGGCAGUGGAGAGUCUCGGUCCGGUGAUCAGGUGACCAUAGCUGUUCCUGAGGUCUCGCAUUUGGGUUGGGGACAUUGGUAUACGCUCAGGGAGCUUGAGAGCUCCACGAAUGGGUUUUCUGAUGAGAAUGUGAUUGGUGAGGGUGGGUAUGGAAUUGUUUACCGCGGUGUACUGGAGGACAAUACGAAGGUGGCUAUCAAAAACUUGCUCAACAACAGGGGACAAGCUGAAAAGGAGUUUAAGGUUGAAGUCGAAGCCAUUGGGCGUGUUCGGCAUAAAAAUUUGGUCAGGUUACUAGGCUACUGUGCUGAAGGAGCCCAUAGGAUGCUUGUGUAUGAGUAUGUAGACAAUGGGAACUUGGAGCAGUGGCUUCAUGGAGAUGUAGGGCCUUACAGCCCUCUAACUUGGGAUAUUCGUAUGAACAUUAUGAUUGGAACAGCAAAAGGGUUGACUUACCUGCAUGAGGGGCUUGAACCAAAGGUUGUUCACCGUGAUGUUAAGUCGAGCAACAUUUUGCUCGAUAAGCAAUGGAAUCCCAAAGUAUCUGACUUUGGCCUAGCCAAACUCUUGGGCUCAGAGAGGAGUUAUGUGACAACUCGAGUCAUGGGAACAUUUGGCUAUGUUGCUCCAGAAUAUGCAAGUACUGGCAUGUUGAAUGAGAGAAGUGAUGUGUAUGGUUUUGGAAUUCUUCUUAUGGAAAUAAUUUCUGGGAGGAACCCAGUGGAUUAUAGCCGCCCUCCUGGAGAGGUGAACCUAGUUGAGUGGCUUAAAAUGAUGGUUACAAACCGGAAUGCAGAGGGAGUGUUGGAUCCUAAGAUGCCUGAGAAGCCUUCUUCAAGGGCAUUGAAGCGGGCACUUUUAGUAGCCCUACGCUGUGUUGAUCCAAAUGCUCAAAAGAGGCCAAAGAUGGGGCACGUUAUACAUAUGCUUGAAACUGAUGAUUUCCCCUUUCGAGAGGAUCGUAAAGCUGCACGGGAAAAUGGACACUCACAACGUGAUAUUGUGAAGGAGAGGUUGAUGGAAAAACGUAUGAUUGAAUCAGGUGACAGUAGCGGGUAUGAAAGCGGUGCCCAAACGAACAGGUCGUUGUGGAGAAAGCAAGAUCCUGAAGAACAAAAGUAGUCUCGCCAAGCUCAUGUAAAAGGUGGAUUGACUCUCAUAUUUUAUUUUAUUUUUUAAAUGAAAAAGCUUUCCAUUUGUUUCCAUCCACAACUGGGUAUCCAAACUUCAUUCUUGUCAUCUGUAUAUGUUGUUUGCAUUAAUAUGAGAAUCUGCAUUAUUUGUAGAUCUGAUAUCACGUGUCAUUCUCUGUACACCAUUUGUUUAUUUUAUAAAAAUCGAAGAAUUAUGGUUUCCUGUAUCAA
Messenger RNA from Malania oleifera, 2080 nucleotides. RefSeq names its product probable serine/threonine-protein kinase At1g01540. Gene Ontology annotation, biological process: protein phosphorylation. The record is from RefSeq and is a predicted model, not a curated record. The transcript has 7 exons. Bases 264 to 1838 code for a protein of 524 amino acids. NCBI's taxonomy places the organism in Eukaryota, Viridiplantae, Streptophyta, Magnoliopsida, Santalales, Ximeniaceae. Gene Ontology annotation, molecular function: ATP binding; protein kinase activity.